Heterocephalus glaber (naked mole-rat) is the source of this 3646-nucleotide messenger RNA. RefSeq names its product solute carrier family 10 member 7 (gene Slc10a7). Lineage: Eukaryota; Metazoa; Chordata; Mammalia; Rodentia; Bathyergidae. The record is from RefSeq and is a predicted model, not a curated record. Gene Ontology annotation, cellular component: plasma membrane; cytoplasm.
ACUCCCAGCCCUCCUCUGAGCCGCCGGUGCAGCCCCCUGCUCGUUAGUUUACAAGUGGCAAUUUGACUUGUUCUGCUGCCUGUCUGGAGGCACGGAGGAAAGUGUGGAGACGCCCUGGGGAUUAAGGCAUCGCAGUUUGCAAAGAAAAAAGCCAAACAAAUAAACAAAACCCACCCACCCUAGCAAACAUGAGGCUGCUGGAGAGAAUGAGGAAAGAAUGGUUCAUGAUCGGAAUCGUGGUGGUCAUCGCCGGAGCCAAGUUGGAGCCGUCCGUGGGAGUGCACGGGGGGCCACUGAAGCCAGAAAUAACUGUAUCCUACAUUGCUGUUGCGACAAUAUUUUUUAACAGUGGACUAUCAUUAAAAACAGAGGAGCUGACCAGUGCUUUGGUGCAUUUAAAAUUGCAUCUUUUUAUUCAGAUCUUUACACUUGCAUUCUUCCCAGCAACAAUAUGGCUCUUCCUUCAGCUUUUAUCAAUCACAUCCAUCAAUGAAUGGCUUUUAAAAGGUUUGCAGACAGUAGGUUGCAUGCCUCCCCCUGUGUCUUCUGCAGUGAUUUUAACCAAAGCAGUUGGUGGAAAUGAGGCAGCUGCGAUAUUUAAUUCAGCCUUUGGAAGUUUUUUGGGCAUCGUUAUAACACCUCUGCUAUUGCUGCUUUUUCUUGGCUCAUCCUCUUCUGUGCCUUUUACAUCUAUUUUUUCUCAGCUUUUUAUGACUGUUGUGGUUCCUCUCAUUAUUGGACAGAUUGUCCGAAGAUACAUCAAGGAUUGGCUUGAAAGAAAGAAACCCCCUUUUGGUGCUGUCAGCAGCAGUGUGCUCCUCAUGAUCAUCUACACCACAUUCUGUGACACGUUCUCCAACCCACACUUUGACCUGGAUAAGCUCAGCCUCCUUCUCAUCCUAUUCAUAAUAGUAUCUAUUCAACUGAGUUUUAUGCUCUUAACCUUCAUCUUCUCAACAAGGGAUAACUCGGGGUUUACACCAGCAGACACAGUGGCUAUCAUUUUCUGCUCUACACACAAAUCCCUCACAUUGGGAAUUCCAAUGCUGAAGAUAGUGUUUGCAGGACAUGAGCAUCUCUCGCUAAUCUCCGUGCCCUUGCUCAUCUACCACCCAGCUCAGAUCCUCCUGGGCAGCAUGCUGGUGCCAACGAUAAAGUCUUGGAUGGUAUCAAGGCAGAAGGGAGUGAAGUUGACAAGGCCAACGGUAUAAUGGAGCUGCACUCUCUGUAACCAUGUAUAUAUAUAUAUAUAUACAGGAUUGUACAUACAAACAGCUCUGAAGACUUGUACUUGUGAAUGUUGCUUCAGUGCAUAUUUUUAUUUUUUUAUAGAAAAAUAUGUUAUACCUGUUUAAGUGCCUUAAAAUUUGUUCAACAAGAGCAUUAUUUCCAAAACAUGCUCCAUUGGUUACUGCUAGGGGGUGGUACAGUAUUUCAGAGUUAAUUUCUGUUUUCCUAAUGCAGAAACAGUCCUAAGAGGGACAAAAAGCUACCAUACCUUCCCUGUAUCACCUUUUGUGCAGUACGACUCUUUAAUAGUUACAGUAAUGUUUGAAAUGAGGUCACACCAUCAGGAAAAUGCCCUUCUGAUGACAGUGAACAUUUUCAGAGUUUUCUUCAUGCAUACUUUGAUUCAUGGUGUGAUUCUUUUUUUUUACAACUGGGACAUGCCUCUUCCUUAUCAACUCAGCAGGGGUCAUGGAUUGAAUAGAUGCUAAAAAGCAUAAGAUACCUCUGCAUUCCUUGACAUCAUUUUUUUAGACAUUCCUUCAAAUAGUUUCCACACAGAAAUUCUUCAGUUUCAUCAUAAGAAAUUGUGGUGUUGUGUCUUAAAUUUAUUAUAAGCUGCUUCAAAGGAAGGGCCUGAUGUUUGAGUUAUGAGUGAAGUAAGAAUGUGAAGUUUUGAGGUAAACUAAGGAAUUUGGUUUUCAGGGUUUUUAAUUAUAUCUCAAUGUGUUUUUACUCUUUCUUCUGUAAUUUCUUUCUUACCUGCUUCCUACCACACUUGCACACUUAUAAAAGCCAAACAUGAGGCACACAAAACAUGUUCAUCAGUUUGAGAACAGCAGCAAUUGAUGAUGGAUCAUAUUCACAUUCCACAGUUAAGACCAGAAUUAUUCUUCUGUCACACAGAUGUGCUGAACACUUUCCAAAUUUCCUCUUUCAGUGAGAAUAGCCUGUUACAUCAUUGAAUUAAGCACACUUAAGACAUUUGAGACUUUUUCAUAGAUUUGAGAAAUGUUUGGAACAUUCUUUAAAAAGUUAAAAUCAUAUUGCACUUAUGAAUAAAUGAAAACAUAGGGGUCACAAAUGCAAGCAAAUGUUACAUAGACACACUCUGUCUAGCCAGAUGGGAAGAAAAACUGGCACAAAGAGAUAUAAGACCAUUCGUUAACCAGAAUAUCAAAUAUAAAUCUGUUCCCAGCUGGACAUCAGCUUUCAAAGAGGUAUCCAAUAUUUGCUCUUACUGUGGACCCAAACAGAGAAUAAAGCAGUAUGUUAAAGCAAGGGAACAUUUUUUCUGUGCUUUCCGCACACCAUCCUGUUACUUUGUCUCUGUCCUUUCUUGAUUUGACACACGAUGUCGCGUCCUGGGUAUCACUGAGGCCACACUAUCCUCAGUAGCUUUCCUUGUGGUUGUGUUGUUGUUAUGCUGACAAAAAACCAUUCCUUCAAAACUUCCUAAGUUUAUCAGCAGUGUAAAUUUAUGUUAUUGUUAGAACUAGGUCUCAUGUUUUGUUACUUUGGAUUCAUUUCUAUGUCAUUGAACCACGUAGACUUCACAAGAGUCCUACCUGCAAAAACCUAUUCUAAACAGGCUGUAAUAUACAGUUGUUGCAUAUUACAGUGUCUAAAACGACACUAAUUUUGCUUUUUUUUAUGCUUAUCUAUGGAACACAGAAAGGUUUUCAUUUUGUUUUUACAAGCUUUCUUGAGUUUUAGAGUAAAUGGAAACGUCUGUCUGUCCAAGCUGUCGUAAAAAUACUUUUCCCUUUUUAUUUGAAUACUGAUUUUCUUUUCAACUUAUCUACCUCUCUUGUCUAACACCUAUAGUAGGUGUGAUAUGGGAUAAAUUUCAACUGAAAAUGCCAUGAUAACAUUCUAUCUUUUGCUUUAAUGUGUUUUAUUUUCAAGUACUCUUCUUUAUGUGGUGCAUUUUGGUGGCUUAGUGAUAUGUUUAUGGCUUUUUUUAACACAAAUGUAGCACAUUUUUUCAUAAAGAACAAGAAAUAAAAUUUGUUUUUAAUUCAUGUUUAUUGGGAUUUAAUUACUCAGAUCUUAAAAUAUUUUUAUGUUUAUGCACUGUCAAUCUGUUCUAUGCAUUUGUUUUGUCCAAGUGUAUUUAUAAAAGAAAUAAAGUAUGUUUAUUCAUUUUUCCACCUGGAUUUUUUUAAAAGGUUGAUAUGACAUUCGAUUGUUUAAGGGAUGGUAAUGUUGAUCUUUAACACAUUGUAAGUUUUAAAUGUUUUGUUUUUUAAAAUUCUUCCCUAUUCUGUUUAAAAUUAACAUACCUCUGGUGAUGUUCAGUGUUUAUGCUAAAUACCAAAAUUUUUCAAAAGGAUGGUUAAGUGAUGAAGUAGAUUAUUUAUGAUGAAUGGAAAAGAGAAAUAAUUCUAUGAUUAAACUUCGAAAUGUUGAAGAAUCA